Molecule: messenger RNA, 2404 nt
Organism: Lepisosteus oculatus (spotted gar)
Lineage: Eukaryota; Metazoa; Chordata; Actinopteri; Semionotiformes; Lepisosteidae
Source: RefSeq, a predicted model, not a curated record
CCAGUCAUGUGACGUCCCUUAUCAGCCGGGUCACAUGAUCUCACCCCCCAAGUCAGGCGCUCGACGGUCAGAGCGCAUUCAGGAAGGAGCCGGACUAGCACAAAAAGGGAUGGACCGAGCGCUGCUGCCGCUGCUGCUGCUGGGAGUGCUGAGGGUCCAGGGGGCUCCGGACGCGGACGAGAUCAAGUACCUCCCGGGCCUGGAGAAGCAGCCCGGCUUCAGGCAGUACUCUGGCUACCUGAACGUGUCCGGCAGUAAGCACCUGCACUACUGGUUUCUGGAGUCCCAGAAGGACCCGGCUGGCAGCCCCGUGGUUCUGUGGCUGAACGGGGGACCGGGGUGCAGCUCCCUGGAUGGGCUGCUCACCGAGCACGGGCCGUUCCUGAUCCAAGACGACGGCGCCUCUCUGAAGUACAACCCCUACUCCUGGAACACGAUAGCCAACAUGCUGUACCUGGAGUCUCCAGCAGGGGUGGGCUUCUCCUACUCGGAUGACAAGGACUACGUCACCAACGACACGGAGGUGAGUCAGCGGGGGGGACGGAGCCCCGGUCCUGGCGCCGCCGUUUCCCAGCGCCGUGGGGUUUUGCACACGUCCUUCUGCGGACACAGACCGGACACCGAGAGCUUGACCGCUCGGGUGUUUUUUUGCUGGAGCCCGUCUGCAAACAUGCCGAGGUUCGAGAGGGGAGAUGCGUCGGCUCUCCAGCCCCACAGGCACCGUGGAGUGGGAAGAAGAAGCUGGGAGGUGUGUGGGCUGUUGUGGGCAGAGUUGCAGAACUACUGCUGUUCAAAAGGGACCUGCAACUUUUACGACAACCAGGAUGAGAACUGCACGUUGAGGGUGGCUGAGGUGCAGGUUCUUGUCUACAGGUCAGGGCUCAAUAUAUACAACCUGUAUGCGCCCUGUGCAGGAGGGGUGCCCCAGAAAGUCAGCUACCAGAAAGAUCACCUGGUCAUCCACGACCUGGGGAACCACUUCACUCGCCACCCCUGGACUGCCAUGUGGAGUGAGAAACUCCGGAGUCUGGCCUCUAUACACAGGUCCGUGAGGCUGGACCCCCCCUGCACCAACUCCCUUUCGUCCAUGCAGAAGUACCGUGUGCUGGUGUACAACGGAGACGUGGACAUGGCCUGCAACUUCCUGGGGGACGAGUGGUUCGUGGAGUCGCUCCAGCAAGAAGUGCAGGUGAAUCGCAGGACCUGGCUGUACAACAAUGGGGACAGCCAGCAGGUGGGCGGAUUCGUCAAGGAGUUCUCUAACCUUGCCUUCGUCACGGUCAAGGGUUCGGGACACAUGGUGCCCACUGACAAGCCGAUGGCUGCCUUGACGAUGUUCACUCGUUUCUUGAAGAAGCAGCCCUAUUGAGGAGGGAGGCGAUAGAUCUGCCCCCCCCCCUCCUCGCCUCUGACAUGAGGGGGGCGGGGCAGGUCUGCUCGUCGCUUCUCCCCAAGAGAGGAGUCACAUCCCGUUCAGAUUCUUACCUUUCUGUGCGAUCUGAUCUUAAACUGUCAUGUUCAAACCGUGCACUGGGUUGGUGACUGCGUGCAACGUCAGUAACUGAGAUGUGUUGAUUUAUAUGCACAGACGUGUUCCAGGAAUAUAGUUUGCACAAGCUCUUUGCAAGUACCAUUGGGCUACAUUAACAAAGCUUUCGUGCCUUUUGACGUCGUGCGCUUGAGUGUAGCUCGUCUCUGUCUUGGAUUAAACACUUAAACGUUUUCCCUUCUAUCCAAAGCCUGAUUGCCUUGUCCAAAGCCUCUCUAAACGAUACUGCUGUAGUGGACAUGUGUGAACUGCUGUCGGUCAAUCUGAAAGCUACUGAAGGCAUCUGCAUGUCCUGCAGGUGUGAUUAUAUCCUAUUCGCAGCACAUGGUACAGCCUAAAGCCAUCGAGCAGCAAGUCCUGAGCACAGCAUCGCUUGCCCAAGUUUACUGCAGAGCCCGAAAUGAAUAUCUAAUCGGUACUUUGUUACUCUUGUCUGCAUUUGUCAUUAGUUUAUUUUUUAUAGAUUUUAUAUUUUGAACAGUGCAUUCUCUGAAAGCAUUGUAGAGUCGAAUCAAAGGAUAAACAAAUCCUGUCAGCCACUUCUGCGUUUUAUUUUAAUGAAAUCGUGGAAUUCCGUCAGCAGCUAUAAAUGUCUUUGUAAGAAGUCAAAUGUUUGAGCCACGGUUGUUGAGAAUAACGCCUCACUGAGCACUGAGCUGGAAUGUCACAGCCUGUGAGCCAUCAAUAAUGUCUUAUGUUGAACUACAUAUCGGACACGGUGAGACUGUUCUCACAGCAGAAUGUACUGAAAGGGAAAUCAAGCCUUCGUGCGAGCUUCCUUGGCGGUUGCUUAAGUUUAUAAUUCGUUAAUUUUUUUAAAUAAAGUUUUUUUUUUUUCCUCUUUUUCUCCCGUCA